This is a messenger RNA of Amoebophrya sp. A25, 13608 nucleotides long. The record is from the annotation of a GenBank genome assembly. NCBI's taxonomy places the organism in Eukaryota, Dinophyceae, Syndiniales, Amoebophryaceae.
AUCGCCGAACUCUGUGGAGCGGGGGACGCUUCAGCCGCGACAGACGACAAGACGCCACAACAGCAGCACGGUAUGCUGCCGCUCGCAUCGCGCACGAUUUUCGGCCAUGGCGACUGGCCUCUCGAGCAUGCCCGAAGUAGCCUCUCGUGAACAGCAGAGGCGUGUGAAUCAAGAAAAGGCCGACCAUGGAUCCCUUGCCGAAAAAAAUCGGAAUCAUGCUGGUAUUUUUUUUAUCCGUCAUAGUCUCGUCUCACUCUUGAUCGUCUCCCUCGCAGCUUCUCUUCAUCCAACUAGUACUCACAUGAAAAUACAAUUGAUUCCCAACUUACUAGAAGACAUUCUCAAUGCCAGCCGCUAUGCGGAGACUCAUAGGGAAGUAGUAUCUCGUGAACACAGGCAGAGUGUGAGUCAGAAGCUCGGCGCCACAUAUGAUGGCUAUUGUAUUCUUUUCUCAAAAAUAGUUGGCCUCUCACAAAGUCAGUUGCUUUGUGUUUGUGGAAUGUAUAUGAAAAUGAUUGUGAUUCCUGAACAAGAUCUAUAAUGCUUUCACUUCCUUGACUUUGUAUCAACCAAGAAGAGCACCCAUUCCUAUACUUGCAACUUACUACUUCCCGUUCCCGUCCAUACUUUAAUCAUGUGGAUUGUUAUUGUUUCUCCCCGCAUACGUUUUUCUUGAUACGAAUACAAGAUUCUUUUUGCUUUUCCUUGAUAUAAAUCCAAACCAUUCUACCUCUACAGAUCGUCAUAUUGUUCCGACCAGCGAGGAUAAAGCGCGAGGCGAUGCCUUAAGGGCGGCAAUGGAGAGGGAGGUAUUAUGUCUUCGUACAAGAGCACGAUUGUCAUUAUGGUUGUCGGCCUUCGCGCCCAAAAUAAGUAUAUUCGUUGUGCGUAUCUCUAUCUUUCUAUUGUUCACUGUAAUGCAACUCAGGAGUUUAUUCUCAUAAAGUCGAAAUGUCAGAGAUGAUGCACGACAGCCAAGAACUUCCAUAAUAUGAGAGUACAACAUAAUUUUUAGGAACGGGAAAAGAUAGCGGGAAAUAAGAAGAAGGAGCUGUCAGAGGCUGAGAAGGCUUAAGGCUACCUCUAACCCAUCUCCAUAACAGGGAUCCCUCAACGUUAUACACAGGAUAUUAAGUUAUGUCUUUGAGGGAAGAUUUCCACAGGGCGAGGGAAGAUGAGAUAGGGGUAGCUCCAAAAGACCCUGCUGAAGAAGGCGGAGGAUAUUCUUGCCAAACUACGGGGAAUGUGGCACGGGAAUGAAGUGCGUAUGAAGGAGUUGGGCACUAAAAUCGAGCAGUUCCGGGAAGCGAGACAGAAGCACGCAGCAGCCGAAGCUGAGAUGAACACUAAGGGUUCUCCUUAUUAUAGCUGUGCUGAAGAGCCCGUCCUGGAGUAGCCUUGUGUAUGUGUUGGCCAUGACUGUAAUCCGAUCAAGAUCCACAAAGGCCCAAAGGAUAGGCCACAGAAAUGACUAAGACCGCCAGGCGAACGAGGUAACCCAUGGGCAGCAUUUGACUUCCAUCGCGCUGGCCAUACUUGGCGCGGGUGUCUGUGGUUUUCGCGCCUCCAGAAAACCCGCCUAGGCCACUAUCCAAACGCCUGACGGGUUUGCCGUUGCGCGGGUGCCUCUGGUUUCUCCUCUCCCUCGUUCGCUGUUUCAAUCUCUCAGCCCAGUCAAGGGCAAAGCCCCACCAGAAAGACCUCAAGGAGGCCGGUAGGCUUUCGCAAACGCGUAGGGCCCCAAAGCCAACGACCAACAGGCGCAAGGCCUUCAGCGUUGCGCUUCCAGAUAGAAGAAGUAGCGCCUGCACAUAGAUAGCUCGCUGUAGCUGGUUCCGUAUCGUCUUGCCAGUUCUGACCAGUUCAAAGCGCACGCAGAUCGUGCCGCCUGAGGAGCAUGCCCGCGCGAUAGGCUCGCGCGUGGUCUGAUGUGUCUCCAACCAGUAGGCCCAUUUAGAUCCAAACGGGUAUCAACGUAGGUCACCGUAUGAGGCUGAUGGCGAAAGCAUAAAGGUACCCAGAUGGGAGCGCGAAACGCCCCCCAUCAUGAUACCCCACGAAUACCCCCCCAUACCAUGAUGUGCUAUACUUGUACAGUCGUGGAAGUAUGUGGCACCGCGCUGCUUCGCCUUCGCCGCCGCACUCGACGCCGGCCCCGGCGGCCCCGGCGGGGCCGCUGACUCGUUCAACCCCCCAGCGGUGCUUUUUCGCCUUCUUUUUUUUUCUCUGUUGUAGUGCUCGGGCUCGUAGAGCUAUAGGGCCCUCCUGCCAGGAGUGAGCUUGUAGAAUUGCCCGCGUUUAGCGUAGGCUAGCCGCGCCAUCUUGUACGGAGGGAGAUCCCGCGCGCGGCUAGCUGCCAGUAGACAGCUUCGCCGAAAAGCUGGGAGAUUUAUUCUUACACCAUGACGCGCCGCGCGUUAGAGUCCAGGUCCUUGGGGUUUUUUGGAAAUGGUCUGGGUGAGAAGGGCGCCGGGGCUGUUCUGAAGCUGUGCCGCUUGGCUGUUUGCCAAACGCGCGCCGCCCGUUCGGGUGGGAUGGGCAAAGCUGUGCGCCCUUCCCUAGUGUGGGCCAGUUCUGCUGGCUCGUUGUCUUCUUCUUUUUGCUGUCUCUGUAGCGUAGGUGACUCGCUGCGGCGCUCGAGAUCGGGCGGAAGCUUGGUGGCCUUCUUGUUCGUGGGUGGUGUUUCUUUCUCGCCUGGAGGCUAGUUUACCCGCCGGAACAUUGCCACAAGCCGGCGGCGGGCUGGACUAUGAGAAGCAGCCUUUUUGAAAAAUAACAAACGCCGAGCCCUCUGGUCUUGUUUCUGAGUAACAAACGAAGUACUUAAGGGUAAGGCGCGAGAGGGCUUAUAGCUCAAUGGCCCGCGGUCUAUGGACGUGGAGUCCAUUGACGCACUUCGUGAACCCUUUAAAGUGUAGACGCGACCUCUUUCAGUUGAAGCCUGAAAAGCAUGGGGGAGAGUGCGUGCAUGCUGUUGCUGUUCGUCACUCAUGUGACUGGCCUCAGUGGUUCAGCUUGUUGGCCUUUUUCUGUUGUUCUGAGCUUGGCUGGGAUCUUCUUGAUCUUCUCGCUUAUCAUUUUCAUCACGGCCAUGCAUGAGGCUCAGAAAAGUGCAACACUUUGAGGCCCAUGAAGUUCGUGGCCUUUUACUUUUUGCUCAUGAACUUAAGAACGCACAGACUACUUUGGGGGCCUUCUGAUCAUAUGAUCACCCAUACUGGGAUCGCCUUGAUCUUGAGCAGUUUGAUAUUCAAAGUUUGAGCGCUGCUUCUAAUCAGAAAACAUGUGAGCCGUCGCAAGCACCGCCGGAGGAUAAUGUGGCGCGCGUUCUUGAUCCUGUUGAAGCGGAGGCGGAGAAGCAUCUGAAGAAACACACGGAUUUGCAUCGGCGGCUGGGGAGCGAGUGCGAGUACGGCUCCUUCUAUGGGAUUUAUGGCUGUCUCCAAUCCAUCUCUGUUGUAAUACAUUUAGGGAUCGAUCCCUCAAGAGCAAGUAGAGUCGUUUAGGUAGGACAAAUGCUAAGGGUAGUAGAAAGUAUUCACCUCCUUGGCGGAGGAAGAUCCCCACAGGAGAGAUGAACUAGGGGUAGCUCGAACAGACCGCGGAGAACAAGUUUGAGAAUAUGCGGAAAUUGCUAGCGGAAGGCGAGGCUGCGAAGGUCGGCUUUUCGGAGAUCAAAACGAGCCUAGAAACGAAGUCGCAGGAAUUGGCGAAUGCUCACGAAGAACUAAAAAGGAGGCUGAAAGUUAAGGACUAUCUACAGCAAUACGACAAUAUUUCGUAGGAAGAUGGGAAAAUAGCCACAGGAUGGAGGUGGGUGAGGAGAGUGAAGUACACACUUCAACUUUCUAGCUUUCCCCAUCUAUGGUGGUAUGGCUUGAGGAUGAAGAGCCUCAGCGCCAGAGUACCCAGUUGGGGCGAGUUGUCUUGCAGCUGCUGGCCAGGAACUAGACAGGGGCACGCCUGGCGGCAUCGUUGGCGCAUGGGUGUCACUGGGGCAGGCUCUAGAAGUGUGCCCGCGCAAGGACAACCCGGGGCCGGCGUGCUAUCGCCUCGGGGAGGGGGCAGCGGUAGAGGCCUCUGAGGUAGAGCCGAGAGGCUGGGCCUUGUUCUUGCCACGGAUAUCGUGACGCGGUAACUCUGGUUUUGAGCUAUUGGGGGCUGUCAUGGAGUGAGGGCAGAGGUGUGGAGCUUGUUAGGCUUGCUUGCCUCUUGGCUCGGCUAGGUUCUCUGAGUCUGAUCUGGGCACAGUGGUGCCCAGUGAAAGAGGUUUGCUGGUCAGGUGUGUCAGUGCUUGAAAGCAUGGUGUCGGUUGUGCAAGGUGGCAUGGAUGGCGCCACCGCGCCGGGCAGCACACUAGCGAGGAGGGUGCUGACGCCUCAUCGUGCAGGAGGAGCGGCGAGGACGUGGCCCGAGGUGUCCAACGGGUCCCAGACCGUGUUCGGCUGGGUUGUGAGGGGGGGGUACUCCGCUGCUCGUUGUAGAAGCUCGCGAGAGUGCUCUCGUCUUGGCUGGACUUUGGUAGGGUCGACAGCUUUGCUGUUACGUUGUAGGAACCGCUGCCAGAUUGGUCUUGGGUGCGGUGCGUAGCUCCGCUGUUCUCAGCGCUUGUGGCCACAGCGACCAAUGCGCGGGGCGCGUGCGUCUCGACUGGACUAUGCCAGUGGGUGUUCCGAGUUUUCUGCUGCGGCCGGCUAUUUGCCACCGUGAGUUCGGUAAACUAAAGUAUGCAUAGACGCUCCAUCGUUUCUAGCUGUAGCUCUGGGCUCUAACUUCGAUCAAAUGGAUCGACGUCGUCAUCCUCUACUGGAGGCGCUAGAGAAACAAAAGCAAGUGGGUUUUCAGCAUAGGAAGAAUUUGAACAAGGAACUGCGUUUGCUGGACGCUUGGCAACGCUGGAACUCAGCAGCCAAAGACGAGGUGGACGUUAAGGGCUCUCUCGUCUUAUAGGUGUGAAGAGGCCGACCCCAAGUAACCCUGUGUGUGUGUAGUUAGUAUUUUUAUAGUAGACGAGCACCAUGAUCUCGUUAAUACUAUAGACGAGCACCAUGACCUCCUACUUGCUGUUCACGAAAUCCAACUGUUGAGGAAGUCUAAUUGUCUAAAACUGUAGAGCUUCCUGAUUAUUCAACCUGCUGUUGAAUUUGUAACUAAUCAAGAACUACUUAGAAAUGUAAAAAUAUAUAAUUUGCUUCUAUCCUGAAUCUUAGGGGACAUAUAACAGAGUAGUUUAUAGCACGCAUGGCGCAUGGAGUGCAUGGAGCGCAGAUCUUUAAGGGGCGCAAGAAGCUCCCCCUUUAGCUCCAUGCUACUCCGUGCGAUCCAUGCACUCCAUGCCAUGCGAGCUGUGAAACAUUAUAAAUUGCUCUGAUGUAAUACGUUGCUGCUGGUUUCCCUUUCCCUUUCCCUUAGUACUGAUACUAGGAUCGUCUUGAACAGUUUAUAGUUUGAGCACUUCUUCUAAUCAGAAAAAAUGUGAGUCGCCGCAAGCGCGGUCGAAGGACAAUGGGGAGCUUGAUCUUGCAGCGAAGGCGAGGAGGCACCGCCAGGAGGACAAUGACAGGAAUUUGGAUAAGCGGCUGCGGGAGGCGAUCACCGAGGUGCAGAAAAACCUCUGCAAGCAGCCCGAGAUUUAAGGCUGCCUCCAAUCCUUCCCUAUUCUAAUAAAUAGGAAUCGAUCCCUCAAGAGCAAGAAUCGUUUAGGAGGUACAAGAAUAGAUACAAACGAUAGAGUAGAAGAUAUCCACAUUCUUGGCGGAUGAAGAUCGCCACAUGAGAGAUGGAUUAGGGGUAGCUCUAACAGACCCCGAAGGAAGAGUCUGAGGGAAUAGCUAAGUUGCUAGCUGAAAGCAAGGUUGCGGACUCCCUCCUUUUGGAGAUCACAGAGGACCUAAAAGAGGAAUGGAAGAAAUUGGAGAAGGUCCACGAGGAACUAAAAAACGUGCUGCAAGUUAAGGACUCUCUAGAGCGAUAUAAUAAAGAUUCGUAGGAAGAUGGGAAUAGCCACACGAGGAGUUGGAGGAGAGGAGCUACUAUAGUUUGAAACUUUGAAUUGAUUGAUUUACAUCUCGAAGGACAAUACAGAGGCCAGCACUACCUGAUGAUGAAAAAUAUGUUGCAUAAAAAGUAUGACAUUGAUUGACUUUGAGCAACAAUUGACUAACUCUACUUCCCCUCCUGGGGUCUUCAUCCCCUCCUGAGCUAGUCAACGAGACUCUGAAGUGUAUUUGAGUUCCUCCUCUAAGACAGUUUGUGAGCGUAAGCCGAGCCAAUUGUCAGAGGACGAGGCGACCACCGCGACGACAGAAAGUGAGGUCACGACUGUUGAGGAGAAUGAGAAGCACCAGAAUGAUUAUGACUACCGCGAAAGCAUUAGCAUUCGGAGCAUUUUUAAGGUCCUUGAUGGCUCUUUUCUACGGGAAAAUGCAGUCAACAAGGAUCCUCUCCGGGAUGCGAGCGCGGUAGUGCUAAAAACAUCAGCUGCAGCCGGGAGAGCCUGUCGCGACACAGGCGAGCGCUCUGACAGAGGAAGAAGAGGUCGCCCCAGGUGCGGCGGCAGAGCCUGUCGUGACACAGCCGAGCGCUCUGAAAGAAGAAGAAGAGGUCAUCCCAGGUGCGGGGGCAGGAGCAUGCCUAGGCUGUAAUCUACGAGGAAGUAUAAAUAUUAGAAAUAGAAAAUGAGCCGCCAAGAGAUGAAUCAGCCAUCAUGACGAAUUAUCAUAUUAAUAUAUGGGAUUAUAAUAUUUCACAGACCUCUAUUCUUUUAACUGAAUAUUUUCUAGUAGUACUAGUACCAGUACGUAGAAAUCACAUCCUGUUGCAGGAGCUUCCGAGAAUUAAUACAAGUGACUUCAUCAGCUUCUCAAGAAACGACCCGACUUGACCAACUAAGUACAUCCACAUGAGCUACUACGACCGGACUUGAACAAAUUUUCUAUCAAUGCAGUGUGAGGAUUCCAGUAUCACCGUGAGGAUCCCAAGACGACCUUCUAGAAGAGGGAAUAAGCAUACACGAGCAGACUAAGUAACUGUCAUUGUUGUGGUCUCAGACUCAGAUAAGCAUCAGAUAAGCAUGAGUCGCAGGCUACACCUUCACGCUUGUUUCUAACAACUCAAAUGUACAUAGCAACAACGUCUAAAAUCUACUUGCAUAGCAUGAUCAACAUUCUACUUAUUUAUUAUAUAAUUCGAAGUAAAAGCAGUACUAGUUAUUGUUGGUCAAGGUCAUAAUCCUAAUGGAUUCACAAAGAUCACAAGGAUAAAGAUCAGCAAAAUGACCAAGAUCGCCAGGCAAAAGGUUACCGGAGCACCAUCCAAACGCCCGACGGGUUUACCGUCGCGCGGGUGUCUCUGGCUUCUCCUCUCUCUCUCGUUUGUGGCUCAAGCCUCCCAAUACAGUCAAGGACAAAACAACACCGGAAUGAUCUCAGAGAUAACCUACAGACCUAAACGCAUAUAGUUCCAAAAUCAGUGAUCAACAGGCAAAGGACCUUCAACGUAUUCAGACAGUAGAAAUGACGAAUGUUUCAUAGCUGUAAUCAGGUCCAUAACGUCUUGUCAAGUUCUGAUCAAUGAUGAAUGCCAGUGCAUGAUGAUCGUAUGAAUCAAUGACGAUAGCAUAAGCGUUUCCAUAUGAAGGCUUUCCCAUGCAACACGAUAUCCCAAUGAUGAAGCUAAGGCUUCCUCCUUGUAACCCCAAUGAACAUCCACAGGGAUCAAAGCAGCCAGAGAUCAUUAGUCUCAGGCUGUGAGUGCAAAUUGUGAAAACUGUAUCACUCUCAAGCGUUUCUCACCGAGGAACUAGACGCGACUUAACAGUCUGUGUUCGAAUGGUCCAACACUACUUUGACCCUUGAGCUUAGUAUAGAGUAGAAAUCCAUCUAGAAACAACUUUUCAAAAUGUCCUGCGAUGCGAAAGAAAUUUCGAAGAAACUCGGACAGAAGUCCGACUGGCGAGCAUGGCAACUUGCCAUACGUCAGGAAGCUAGCCGCCUCGGCCUGCUUCAAAACUACACGAAUGUAGUCGGCAUUCCGGCAGCUCCUCAUGGUAUUCCUAACGGAGUUACCAAUCGGGAGGAAACAAUUCGGCAGAAGUGGCGCAACUUGAAAGAUGCGAUCAUUCGUAGUCUGAAAGGUGCCGCUGCGUCGUUCAUCAACAACCAGAACGAUAAUUGGCAGGUGGAUGCGAUGGAUGCAGGUGAGGUUGUUGUGCUCCUUCGUGAUGUAGGACACUUCGAUCAAAACAACCGUCAGGAACAACGGAUGAAAGUAAAACCGCUUACGGAUGGUGUGUUGAAGUUCCACAACGCGGAUCAGCCUGCAGAUGUCACGGGAUUCCUGUCGAAAGUCCGAGACAUCAUGAACCAGUCGCCCACCGUGUACCCGCCGGAAGCAGGAGUGCCUGAAAGUGACCAACAGAAUGGUGCACUGCUACAGAAGUUGCCCGAACUGUUCUGCAAGAACUUCAAGGCAACGAUCGAACGCAUGCAGGAAGAAGAUGGUCUGACAUUUGACCAGAUUGGUGACCGACUUGAAAAGCGUCUUGCGACGUUGAUCGAGGAGGGAGCCUACAAGGCUGAGAACGAUUCCUUCGGGAAGGCGUUCCCGGUCAAUGUUCAGGAGACCGCGAAUAAACGUUCUCGUGAAGAGGAGGAUGACGAGGAAAAGGCCAAUGAAGGUGGUAAGAUCUUUCUGUCUAAAAGUGCUCUCAAGCGCUUCAAGGCAAACACAAAGAAGAAGAUCGCCGCCGAGGUCUAUGCCUCCAAUUCGAACGGCAAAGGAAAGCCGCAGAACAAAAAUAAUAAAGGUUCUGGAAAACAAGAUACCCGUCCAGUCUGUUGGAUCUGCAACAAACCGGGUCACAAAUCCGCGUCUUGUUGGAAGAAUCCACAGAACCAGGCAAACUGGAACUGGAACACCAAUUCCCAAUCUAGUAGUGCUAUGGGUAAAGGUGGAAAGGGUAAUGGCAUGGUUCACAUGUCCCAAGUUGCGGAGCUGUGGCAAGCUCUCAACGGCGGAAAGCAGAGCUGAGUUGCGGAACCGGUGGAAAGCGGAUUUUGCUCGCUGAACUUGGAUGAAGAUGAGGGUGAAGAAAUAAACGUAAAUAAUACAGGGGAGGUAAAACUUGUGGGACAUAGUCUUUCAACUAGUUCCAUUACUGCAAGAGAAGAAGUUAGUCUGGUUGAUAGCUGUGCAAACAAAUACCUUUCAAGACACAAGGAUGACUUUAGUGAAAUAACUAUGAGAACUUGUAGGAUUACUGGUAGCGCUGGAAGUAAAGACGGAAGAGUAGGAAAACUAAAGUCAAACAUCUUAGGGCUCCAGUAUGGUGUUUAUUAUGAUUCACUACCAAAGGACUUAGAUCGUAUUAUACCUUGGUUAGGUGAAGGGAACUGCUCGCAAUUAGGAUGGGAAUUCAACUUCAAAGGCGCAGGUGGUUGUCUCGUACAUACGGACACCGGCCAGGCCAUACCCAUAAGAAGUCAUCCACGCUUGCAGCUUCCCAUACUUGCAUGCAACUUAUUUAAAGAAGAGACUGAUAGUGGUUAUAUUUGUUCAACAGUAGAAGAAGGAGUCAGUAGUUGUUACCUUACAAGACUCGAACUUCAUAGAAGAUGUGGGCACUUUCAUAUAGAUGGCCUCCAGGUAAAUUGCCCUGAGUGUGAUCUACAUAAAGGCCAACGCGCACCACAUGCAAAAGCUAGAGAUACUUCGAACUACAAACCUGAACCAUUGAAGUUACUAGCAAUCGACUUUGCUGUUGGAAUCAAACCCGUAUCAGUCAGGUCAAAGAGAUGUGUAUUAGUGAUCAUCUGUGAUGUAAUUAAGAAGGUGUUCUGUCGACCGCUUAAGCUGAAAAGUGACUGUGUGGAGGAAAUAGAAGAAGUUAUCAAAGGCAUUCGCCAGGACUACUCCUUAUCACUUGAUGACAAGGUAGUGUGGUUCCUCCGGAGGGAUGGAGAACCUGUCCUGAGCAGUGAUGACAUGACCAAAGUUAUGCAAUCGCUGCGAGUCUCAGACAGUCCGGCUGUUCCUUAUAAUCCGGAGAUGAAUGGGACCUGCGAACGUUUUAUGCGGACUUUGUUCGGCAGUGUACGCACAAUGCUGACUAAAGUUGAUAAACGCCUCUGGUGUUACUGCGUCGAGUACGCUGGUGACUGCUGGGAUCGUUUACCGCAUAACUAUGCAAAAAUGCCUCAACAUGAUGGAAAGAGUCCAAUUGAAAUCUUAGAAGAAAGGACUGGUAGAAACUCAUCGAAGAGUUCAAUCGGCAUGCUCCGCCGAUUUGGUUGUCUAGUUUACUUUCGUGAACAAAUUCAAGCCAACACUCCUGAACCCAAGCUCUCGGCCAAGUACCGCCGUGGCGUCUUCCUUGGACUCUGUCCGAAGUCGUCUGGUUGGUUGGUUGGAACUUUCGCUCAUGACGAUCGUUGCAAGCUUGGACAUCGAUGGGCGGAAUACUCUACCCUAGAUGUAAAGUUCAGAGAGGACUAUCUAAUUAAAAAUAUCGAUUGGCUUUUGCCAGAUCAGAAGGGCAUCUACAUUGAGUAUGACGAACUGGAAAAUCUGCAGAGUGGCGCGUCGUCGCUGGGCUCCCCCUUGCUUGGACAGUCAGUGCAAAGGCUGGAUCAUCAAUCGGGGUUCUCUGGCACGGAGCACAUUCCAGGUGGACCGACCGCGAUUUCCGACGAAUUAUUUAUUGAGACACUGGAUAAAGUAGAGGAAUCCAACGCAGCUGACUCUCCAAAAGGUGUUUCACUUGAGGAGGGGAAUGCUGAAGCGAAGGAUCGCGAGACAUCUGCUCCGCUAAGUCCGUCUAAGUCGAAAGCGCCUUCUCCAGCACGUGUUGUGGCAGGCGAACGCCGUACACACGUCAAGAAGCGUGGCCGACCAAAAGGAGCGAAGGACAAAGCAGGCAGCAGGGUUCGAAGAACAAAGAAACAGUUAGAAGAACUGAGAAAGAAUGUGGCGCUGUUCGCUAGUGCAGUAGGUGGCACGUGUGAAUUAGACGAAGAUGAGGAAUUCGUCGAAUCAUAUGUGAUUUUGUCCGUUGCUCAAGCACUCAAGUCUCCUGAUGCCGACAAAUGGCGGGAGGUUAUUGACAAAGAGCAUGCGAGACUGCUAGCCUUUGAGACGUGGAAAGAAGCUUCUGACGAGGAGCUUGCGACCGCGCGACAGGCUCUACCAAUUGCCAUAAUUCUAACUAUUAAAAGAUGUGGAAGAUACAAGGCUCGCGCUUGUGUCCUCGGUAAUCUAGAUCGUUCAGGAGAGCUAAACACCUUUGCUCCCGUAGUUUCACACGCCGCUAAUAGGCUGCUCCUGACAUCUGCUGCGUCAGAACAGGACUAUGUGAUCCCGUUCGAUUUAGAUUCUGCGUUCCUCAAUGCUGAACUCGAUCGCGAUGUCUUCUGCCGUCUCCCACCCAUCUGGGCAGAGAAGCAUGGACGCGAGAUCGUGAAGCUCAAGAAGGCCUUAUACGGCUUGAAGGACGCACCACGAGCAUGGUUCAAGAAAUAUCACGACAUACUAGCCAGUAUUGGCUGGGAGCCGUGUGAUUCUGCGCCAGGCUUAUGGAGAAAGCCGAGUGCGAAGGUACCUGGGAAGUUCCUCAAGAUGUCAGUCUAUGUUGAUGACAAUCUUGCAACGGGUCCUGAUCUUGAUGAGCUCAAGACCGAACUAGAACUCAUCUUCUCGCGUGCCCCUGGCCGUGCGAUUGAUGUGGAGUCCGUUCCAACCCCUUGGGGUCAAACGUGGCUCAGGUUCGACUUCUUAGGUGCCAUCGUGUACUACUGCCGUGAAGCUCGAACAUUUCGGCUCAAUAUGGAGGAGUACAUUGAUAAAAUCGCAAAGAAAUUCGAAAUUGAUGUCGGAAAACCGGUUUACUCGCCCAAUUUUGACGAGUCGGCUUUUCUUGAGGAGGGGAUCAAGAUAGUCGAAGGGUAUCCCUUUCGUGAGGUAGUUGGUGCCUUGCUAUGGGUAGCUGUAACCGCGCGCCCGGACAUUUCUGUACCGGUGGCAGCAUUGGCUAGACAUGUCAGCAAACCCGCGUCAACAAGAAUGGUUAAAGCAGCCAGAAAAGUGCUAAAGUAUCUGGUGACAACGAGAGACCAAGGACUGGAAUACUCACCAGAACAAGAAGAAGAAUUCAAUAGAAUCUAUUCAAAGUUACUACCUGAAGGCAGAGAUAUGCCAGAGGUGAAUAUCUUUAGUGAUGCAGGUUUCGCCAACUGCGCAAAGACUAUGAGAAGUACAAGUGGAUCGAUCAUGUAUUUCAAAGGCGUUCCAAUUGCUUGGAGAAGUAACCGACAAACUGUCCGUGCCUACUCUACGGCUGAAAGUGAAUAUAUUGCAGCUUCUGACACUAUCGUGCUUAGUGAACUGCAUGACUUUACAGACUUCUAUAGGCCUCUACCAACUCAGUUGGUACACACACAGAACGGCUUGUCUCCCUCUUUAGACAAUGCUGUGCUCUGGAUCGACAACCAAUCCGCGAUCACAACAGCCAAAGCAACUGACACACGCCCGAAGAGUCGCCAUUAUGCACUUCGCUACUUGCGUGUGCGUGAUGCGGCCAGUAAGAUAGUUUUCUGUCCAACUAACUUAAUGAAGGCUGAUGGCUUAACUAAGUUAGAAUGUAGUUCGUCUCAACGUAGACUACUACUUCACCAUAUAGAUAACCCGAUAACUAAAGUUGAGUAUGAUGAUUGUGAUUCCUCAGACGAUGAAACGAAUGGGGAUGAUUUAGUCUACUAUAGCGUAGUAUAUUCGGUUUAUUUUGGUUUCUAGCCAAGUAUACCGUAGCCAUAAAACAGUAGCUAGGAGAUAUGAUUUCCGUGGUAGUCCAGAGACUAGGGACGUCGACACGCAACGAUUGAGGAGGGGUGUUGGUCAAGGUCAUAAUCCUAAUGGAUUCACAAAGAUCACAAGGAUAAAGAUCAGCAAAAUGACCAAGAUCGCCAGGCAAAAGGUUACCGGAGCACCAUCCAAACGCCCGACGGGUUUACCGUCGCGCGGGUGUCUCUGGCUUCUCCUCUCUCUCUCGUUUGUGGCUCAAGCCUCCCAAUACAGUCAAGGACAAAACAACACCGGAAUGAUCUCAAAGAUAACCUACAGACCUAAAAGCAUAUAGUUCCAAAAUCAGUGAUCAACAGGCAAAGGACCUUCAACGUAUUCAGACAGUAGAAAUGAUGAAUGUUUCAUAGCUGUAAUCAGGUCCAUAACGUCUUGUCAAGUUCUGAUCAAUGAUGAAUGCCAGUGCAUGAUGAUCGUAUGAAUCAAUGAUGAUAGCGUAAGCGUUUCCAUAUGAAGGCUUUCCCAUGCAACAUGAUAUCCCAAUGAUGAAGCUAAGGCUUCCUCCUUGUAACCCCAAUGAACAUCCACAGGGAUCAAAGCAGCCAGAGAUCAUUAGUCUCAGGCUGUGAGUGCAAAUUGUGAAAACUGUAUCACUCUCAAGUGUUUCUCACCGAGGAACUAGACGCGACUUAACAGUCUGUGUUCGAAUGGUCCAACAGUUAUACAUGUUGUACAUAUUAGAGCACGUGUUUUCUCUUUAUCUGCAUAUACGAACGCAAACUUUGAGGUUCUAUCACCAGGAAAAAUGGCCACUAG